Molecule: messenger RNA, 4533 nt
Organism: Otolemur garnettii (small-eared galago)
Lineage: Eukaryota; Metazoa; Chordata; Mammalia; Primates; Galagidae
Gene: MCC
Product: mutated in colorectal cancers
Exons: 17
Coding region: 328-2808 (826 amino acids)
Biological process (GO): negative regulation of canonical Wnt signaling pathway
Cellular component (GO): cytoplasm
Source: RefSeq, a predicted model, not a curated record
GGACUUUGCAUGACUGGUGAGCCUCGGUUUUCCAUCCUGUGUACCUCAGAGAUUUGGUGGGAUGGUUUCGUAACUGCUGCCAAAGGUCCGCAUUGUGUAACUGUGCACAUCACAGGACGACCUCCCAUACCUGGCCUGGUUCCUCCCACAGUCCCUAUCGCAGAGGAGCUGAUCCAUGUUAAUCUUUAACGUGUAUUUGUCCAGUACCUGCUUUGUGCUGGGCACAGUGCUGGAUGUUGGAAGUCAGGUAGACACAGUCCCAACCCUCAAGGAGUUCACAGACGUAGAGGAGACCAAAGGAACAAGGCCACUGCGAUAGGGUGGUGGAUGCCUGGUGGGAGUGAGGAGAGCACGUGGAGUGGUGCCCUAGUUCAGCUCCAUUCGGCAGCCCUGGCAUCACUGAAGGGAGAUAUCGUGGAGCUCAACAAACGUCUGCAGCAAACAGAGCGGGAACGGGACCUUCUGGAAAAGAAAUUGGCCAAGGCACAGUGUGAGCAGUCCCACCUCAUGAGAGAGCAUGAGGACGUCCAGGAGCGAACCACACUUCGGUAUGAGGAACGCAUCACGGAGCUGCACGGUGUCAUCGCUGAGCUCAACAAGAAGAUAGACCGCCUGCAGGGUACCACCAUCAGGGAGGAAGAUGAGUACUCAGAACUGCGGUCAGAACUCAGCCAGAGUCAGCAUGAGGCCAACGAGGACUCCCGCAGUGUGGACCAAGACCAGACCUCCGUCUCCAAUCCCGAAAACCAGUCUACCAUGGUCACAGCCGACAUGGACAACUGCAGCGACCUGGACUCGGAACUGCAGAGGGUGCUGACGGGGCUGGAGAACGCCCUCUGUGACCGCAAGAAGAGCAGCUGCAGCCUCUCGGUGGCGGAGGUGGACAGGCACAUCGAGCAGCUCACCACGGCCAGCGAGCACUGCGACUUGGCCAUUAAGACAGUUGAGGAGAUCGAGGGGGUGCUUGGCCGGGACCUGUAUCCCAACCUGGCUGAAGAGCGGUCUCGGUGGGAGAAGGAGCUGGCGGGGCUGAGGGAAGAAAACGAGAGCCUGACCGCCAUGCUGUGCAGCAAAGAGGAGGAGCUGAACCGCACCAAGGCCACCAUGAACGCCAUCCGGGAGGAGCGGGACCGGCUGCGCAGGAGGGUGCGAGAGCUUCAGACUCGACUGCAGAGCGUUCAGGCCACAGGUCCCUCCAGCCCUGGCCGCCUCACGUCCACCAACCGCCCAAUUAACCCCAGCACCGGAGAGCUCAGCACAAGCAGCAGCAGCAAUGACGUCCCCAUCGCCAAGAUUGCUGAGAGGGUAAAGCUAUCCAAGACGAGGUCCGAAUCCUCCUCAUCUGAUCGGCCAGUCCUGGGCUCGGAAAUCAGUAGCAUAGGGGUGUCCAGCAGCGUGGCAGAGCAUCUGGCUCACUCACUCCAGGACUGCUCCAACAUCCAAGAGAUUUUCCAAACACUCUACUCACAUGGAUCUGCCAUCUCUGAAAGCAAGAUUAGGGAGUUUGAGGUGGAAACAGAACGGCUGAAUAGCCGCAUAGAACACCUCAAGUCCCAAAAUGACCUCCUGACCAUCACCCUGGAGGAAUGUAAGAGCAACGCCGAGAGGAUGAGCAUGCUGGUGGGCAAGUACGAGUCCAACGCCACGGCGCUGAGGCUGGCCCUGCAGUACAGUGAGCAGUGCAUAGAGGCCUAUGAGCUCCUGCUGGCGCUGGCCGAGAGUGAGCAGAGCCUCAUCCUGGGGCAGUUCAGAGCCGCCGGAGUGGGCUCCUCCCCUGGAGACCAGUCUGGGGAUGAAAGCAUCACUCAGAUGCUCAAGCGAGCUCACGACUGCAGGAAGACAGCUGAGAACGCCGCCAAGGCCCUGCUCAUGAAGCUGGACGGCAGCUGCGGGGGCGCCUUCGCGGUGGCUGGCUGCGGCGUGCAGCCCUGGGAGAGCCUGUCCUCCAACAGCCACACCAGCACAACCAGCUCCACAGCCAGCAGCUGCGACACGGAGUUCACUAAGGAAGAUGAGCAGAGGCUGAAGGAUUACAUCCAGCAGCUCAAGAACGACAGGGCCGCGGUCAAGCUGACCAUGCUGGAGCUGGAAAGCAUCCACAUUGAUCCCCUCAGCUACGACGUCAAGCCCCGUGGGGACAGCCAGAGGCUGGACCUGGAAAACGCCGUGCUAAUGCAGGAGCUGAUGGCCAUGAAGGAGGAGAUGGCCGAGCUGAAGGCCCAGCUCUACCUGCUGGAGAAAGAGAAGAAGGCUCUGGAGCUGAAGCUGAGCACGCGGGAGGCCCAGGAGCAGGCCUACCUGGUGCACAUCGAGCACCUCAAGUCCGAGGUGGAGGAGCAGAAGGAGCAGCGCACACGGUCCCUCAGCUCCACCAGCAGCGGCGGCAAGGACAAGCCCAGCAAGGAGUGUGCUGAUGUCACCUCCCCAGCUCUAUCACUAGCUGAACUGAGGACAGCAUGCAGCGAGAGCGAGCUGGCCGCAGAGUUCGCCAACGCCGUCCGUAGAGAAAAGAAAUUAAAGGCCAGAGUUCAGGAGCUGGUGAGUGCCUUGGAAAGACUCACUAAGAGCAGUGAAAUCCGGCAUCAGCAGUCGGCGGAGUUCGUUAAUGACCUCAAACGGGCCAACAGCAACCUGGUAGCUGCCUAUGAGAAAGCAAAGAAGAAGCAUCAGAACAAACUGAAGAAGCUGGAGUCGCAGAUGAUGGCCAUGGUGGAGAGACACGAGACCCAAGUCCGGAUGCUCAAGCAGAGAAUUGCUCUGCUGGAGGAGGAGAACUCCAGGCCCCACACCAAUGAAACCUCCCUUUAAUGGUGUAAUCGGCAUGUGGGCACAAAGUUUGGCCUGUGGGAGCUAAACUCUAGCAGGCCCCAGAGGAGACAAGGGCCCCGGGAGACAGAGUACCUGUUGGGAGAAUGAGGAAAGGGACGGUGGGUCAGCACUGGGACAGUGGAGUGCCCCAGACUCAGCUCUUGGGGUUGAGUGGCCCUGGUGACAGUGUGGACCGUACUCAGAGGAUCCUACUGCUCCCUUCCCAGGCCCCGAGGGCAGGUAGACAGGGGCUCUGCACCUGUGCUCAGCAACCUGGCUGCUGCUGUCCAGCUCAUUGUUGUUCCCUCCCUCCCUCCCACCCAGGCAUUUGUUUUUGUAAGAUUUUCCAUUCUAUUCUCUUGUUAGCAGAGUGGGCUUAUCUUCUGGCAUCCAAAAUUUCUUCUCUUUUAUUUUUGGAAAUAAAGUUUUAUUAAGGGUUUCUUCAGAGCAGAGCACUUCCUAGUCCAGGGCAACUACGUAAUUGCUGUUCUGCUGAAUUAAAACUUGUCCACGUGAAUACCUGUGCGGCACUGGACCUGUCUCCACAUACCGGUGAGAGGCUGCGUGUUGUCAAAGGCGGAGGCGAUAAUGAAUGUUUUGCAAAACUGAUCCACCUACUUACAAGUGCUACUGAACCCACAGUUCAAAUCUUAGUUCCUGCUGCCAGGAAGGGGACAGGGUGAGGAAAUGGGUGUUACAGUCUUUUUUUCCCCUCCAUGGUGACGGUUAGGCACAUGGUGCUUAAAAUCAAACCAAAUGCUGACAGGGCUAGGCAGGACCAAGUUACCUAAAUUCUUUCAGGGCAGUCUUUUAUCUAAGAAUAAAUCCAUUCUUCCUUUUCUACAGCAAUUGAUACACUUAGAGGACCACUUACCGGUUUUUUAGUAGCACCAGAGAAUCCACCAAAGCUUCCCUGUAAGAAAUGUUUCCAAUGCCACAGUUAACCACAAAUUGAAGUUUCUACUACAGGUCACUGUAGUCAAGCCCUGAUGUCCAUAAAUCUUGGGUGGAUCUGUUUUUAGAGAGCAUGAUCCAAAUUACCCAGCCUCUAUGGGAGGGGGAAUAAUACUCCAGCCACCACGUGGAGGGCGGACUGGUUUAUCCUAAAUGCAACCACCAUGCUUAGGCCAGCAGUGCAGCAGCCCUUCUCCAUCCCCACCCAGAUCACCUGUUAGUAGGAAGGACCCAACUGGUGGGUGCUUUGAUCACUGUGAAAAAGCCCACUGGCUUCUGUUUCUAUCAUUUGGUCAAAGUUAAUUCUUGUGAUCUUUAAAGAGUCAUUUUCAAUCUUCAGCUAAAGUGGCAUUUUUGUCACAAAGAAAAUGUUUUGGAUGAAAAGUAUUAUGUAGGAAAAAAAAAUUCAAUUGCAGUUUGCACCAUGUUUCAGCUUGUCCAGGGAAAGCUCCACCUCUGAACAAAGUGGGACGGGCCUGGCUUUCUCUUUUGUGCUUGAACAGGAUCAAAACGGACAGUUCUCAUUUGCGACAAACCCGCUGCUGAAGCAGGAAUAAAAUCCAAGCACCCACCUGUUAGGUCCUAUAAUUCCUCCAGACAGAAGAGGCCUCAGCUCCCUUUAUGGGCCCUGGUAUUACUCAUCCUACCUGGCCUUAGUUUGAGUUUAUACUUCAAUAAAAUAUUUUCAAAUAUGUGGUGAUAUGGGUGAAAACAAUUUCCUAAGCAAGUGUUACUUUUAUAAUUAUGUAAAAUAAAAAAAGCUAUAAAAUA